This is a messenger RNA of Leishmania mexicana MHOM/GT/2001/U1103, 1296 nucleotides long. RefSeq lists its product as hypothetical. NCBI's taxonomy places the organism in Eukaryota, Euglenozoa, Kinetoplastea, Trypanosomatida, Trypanosomatidae. The record is from RefSeq and is a predicted model, not a curated record. The transcript has a single exon. The coding region runs from base 1 to 1296 and encodes 431 amino acids.
AUGAGUGAACCCCACGUCCCCACCGCUGCCGCGCAGCAGCCCUCUGCAGAAACAACCGCUAACGCUCUCCUCGCAGCAGACCCGACUGUGCACACGAACCCGCAGGCACCGCUGCCCCCGGCCGCGUCUGGUGCCGCCACCGCCUCUGCUAGUGUGGCGGAAGCGAAGCCGGUGACUGCCACGCUGUCAGACGUAGCCGACUCAACGGAGCCGUUGCUCAUGGGCAAGGUUGUGUCCUCAGCGAUCGGCCAUGGGCGCUCGCAGCCCUGCACCUCUGACCUCAACGCUGCUCAAAGCGGUGCAGGUGCCCCAGUGGGUGCUAAUGUUGGCGAGCAGGACAGGUGCCCUUCACCCGCGAAAUCGACGUCGUCUUCCUCUUCUUCGCGCAGUGGCGACGAGUCCAGCGAGGAGGCGGCAGACUUGGAAACGAAGGAACUCGUGUUCGACUUUGGACGCUACGUCGGCCAGGUGAAUCCGCGGACGGGACUCCGUCAUGGCCACGGGUGUCAGCACUACAACAACGGCAACGUCUACACGGGCGAGUGGCGUGAUGGCACCCCCGACAGCUUUGGCGAGAAGCGCUACGGGAACGGGGAUGUCUACCGCGGCAACUGGUGCCAAGGGAAGCGCUCCGGCCGUGGUGUGUAUUCCUUUGCACAGGGAGACAGCUACGAAGGCAUGUACGCGGACGACAAACCGGAGGGCCAGGGCACCUACUCCACCCUCCAAGGAGAUCGCUACGCGGGGCAGUGGAAAGCUGGGCAGAAGCACGGCAAAGGUCGCGAGACUCUCGCGAAUGGGCAGGUGUUUGUCGGCAACUGGCGUUACGGCAAGAAGCAGGGUCGUGGCAAGCUCUACCUUCCCGACUCUGAGAAGUGCAUCUGCGGAAUAUGGAACGACGACAAGUUCUUUCGCGAGCUCACGGCCAACGAAAUGGCCGCGGAUGGCGCCGAAGACGUUGUGGGCGAGUUUGGCGCUCAACACAAUCCGUCCGCGUCGUCUGUGGCGCUGCCACAGACAAAAUCCCUUUCAUCCAACGCGAGCAUAGCUGAUCGUGUGCUCAUGGGGGUGACGGCGCUGGAAAACCGCAUGGAGUCGCUCGGGAGAGCGCUGGAGAAGGUGAUCACAGGCGGUGACGGAGACAAGAACGUGCAUGUGCCACGUGCCGCAGCCGUUGGGACCGCUGGUUCGACGGCAGGCGAUGUAGCCGUCUCAGAGGAAUAUGCUGAGCCUCAGGCGCAAAGCUUCGUCGUCAACAGCCACCAAGCGAAUGACGAGGACGGUGAACAGGGCUAG